AUGGACCAAAUACCAGCAUCCUUCCCUGACUAUCUCCCGGUUCCAGAGCUACAGAGAAGCUAUCCACCACUGGAGCCGUUUGAACACCAUGAGCAUGGCAAGAAUGCCGAUUCUACCUUUCCUGACCUCUUUCCCCAAGGAGCUGGUGUCAUUGAGCAUCUGACUCCCCAGUUCGGCUCCGAGGUGAGCGGCAUCCAACUAAGUCAAUUAACGAACAAGGGCAAAGACCAGCUGGCCCUAUUUGUUGCCCAACGAAAGGUGGUGGCCUUCCGAGAUCAAGAUUUCGCCCAUCUAUCCAUCGAUGACGCCCUCAAGUACGGCGGCUACUUUGGUCGUCAUCUCAUGCAUCCUACCUCGGCUGCCCCAAAAGGCUAUCCUGAAAUCCAUGUCGUCCAUCGUGGCCCUGAGGCCAAAACCUGUGCGAAUGCCCUGCAUUCGCGCAAUAGCGCUGUCUACUGGCAUUCCGAUCUGAGCUUCGAAGAGCAGCCACCUGGCACUACCUUUCUUUACGUUCUAGAUGGACCUCCAAGUGGAGGUGAUACUAUCUUCGCGGAUAUGGUUCAGGCUUACCAAAGGCUUUCUCCUCCAUUUCGUAAAAGGCUACAUGGACUCACGGCUGAGCACACCAGUGCGGAACAUAUCCAGAGUGAGGGGGGCAACGCGCGCCGGCCAGCCAUCACCACGGCACAUCCAAUCAUCCGCACUCAUCCGGCAACGGGGGAAAAGGCCAUCUUCGUGAACGAUGUCAUCACCAAGCGUAUAGUCGGGCUCAAGAAAGAAGAGUCAGACCUGCUACUCAAGUUUCUGUUUGACCAAACGGCCUUCUCUCACGAUCUUCAGGUGCGGCUUCGAUGGAAGCCAGGUACUGUGGUGGUCUAUGAUAAUCGCGUGACCUCCCACGCAGCGCUGUUUGACUUUGAAGAUGGAUAUCGACGGCAUUUGGCAAGACUUACGCCUCAGGCUGAAAGGCCUUACGAGACUCCCUUCCAGGAAUAA
Messenger RNA from Aspergillus pseudotamarii, 996 nucleotides. Its product is annotated as TauD/TfdA dioxygenase family protein. Gene Ontology annotation, cellular component: cytoplasm. Gene Ontology annotation, molecular function: 2-oxoglutarate-dependent dioxygenase activity. The coding region runs from base 1 to 996 and encodes 331 amino acids. Lineage: Eukaryota; Fungi; Ascomycota; Eurotiomycetes; Eurotiales; Aspergillaceae. The record is from RefSeq and is a predicted model, not a curated record. The transcript has 6 exons.